Messenger RNA from Engraulis encrasicolus (European anchovy), 1318 nucleotides. Its product is annotated as ciliogenesis-associated TTC17-interacting protein-like. Lineage: Eukaryota; Metazoa; Chordata; Actinopteri; Clupeiformes; Engraulidae. The transcript has 10 exons. The record is from RefSeq and is a predicted model, not a curated record. Gene Ontology annotation, biological process: cilium organization; actin filament polymerization. The coding region runs from base 136 to 1203 and encodes 355 amino acids.
AGGAUGUUGGGAGUUUGUUGUUAGCCAGCAUCAAGCUACCACUUUGUCUGCAAGACAGUAAGCGGCAGCCAAGCCUGUAUCCGAAUAAAAAAUGUGCACUUAAGGUGUCCAGCGAAAACUGCACGCAAAACAGUCAUGGAGGAUGAUUCUUCCCAGGGACUGACAGAAACAGAAUCGUUGAAAUCCUCAUGUGAGGCACGUGAGUUUAUUGACAAAAUCGAGUUUGAUGAACUGAAGCAGUGCUUGUUUCGGGACACCCUGGUGACCGUGUCAGACACUGGCAAGGAACUGGGGGAGCUCUGCAUUGAUGUCCAAAAGACAGUCCAUAAUAGCCAGCUGUGCUAUCUCAUCCAUGCCAAAAGCCAUGGCGCCAUUGACGACAUACCGUGUGGGACCUCAAUUACAGGGUAUGUUACCCCUUCAUUUGAAACUCUGGAACAGCACCAUCAUGAGUAUGUGAAGCUCCAAGGACAUAACCUGGACAGAAAGUCUCAUAUGGUGCAACAAGAUGGGCAGCUGGUUGUGUAUAAGGUCACGCGAGAGGCUGAGGAAGUACGGGAACAGACGUCCACAUUUCCCUUGGAAUCUCUGUGUGGGUUUGUGUCCGAGGCCGCCAACUUGCUUCUACUUCGUGUUCUGGCCCGACGGAAGAACUUUCCAGACUGCAUGAAGUUUCUCUCGUUCGAUGCUGAGACCCAGAUCAGUCUCUCCACCUAUAGGGAACUGGGGGAGAAGAAGCAGGUGGUUGGGAAUGAGACGGUGGAGGUGUUUGGCAUUGAGAGGAUCGUCGAUACAGUGGAUGACAUUCCUGCAAUGUGGCAGUGCUACUUCCUACGAGAUGGGCAUUUGGCCAGCAGAAUUCAGGUGGGCUCGCCUGUGAUGAUGAAACUACUCAAGCUGCCUGAACAUGUAACUGGAGACAAUGAGGAUGACAAGCCUGUGUUUGAAAAGAGGCCUCUGGAGUGGGAGGAUGACAUGCAACUCUACUCCAAAUUUCUGGAUCGAAAGGAGGAGCUGAAGGCGGACCACAUGUCCUACGUGAGGCACCACCCGGAGCUGAGGGCCCUUCUAGCCGACUUCCUGCAGUUCCUAUUGUUGAGGAAACCUCGGGACAUCUUCACUUUCGCCAGGGACUACUUUGCCCCUUUCUCUUCUCAGCGCCCACCGGGAGACACCUUCAAAAAUACCAGAUCCCUAACAUAGUCAGGACAAAAAAAAAAGAAUUGUGGUAAUGAAGCUGUUUGCAAUUGUAUGAAUCUGCUACCGACAUUAUGUAUAACAUUAAAUAUUUAAUAAAUGAAGUGCUGGGAGUGAAAAA